Molecule: messenger RNA, 1438 nt
Organism: Cajanus cajan (pigeon pea)
Lineage: Eukaryota; Viridiplantae; Streptophyta; Magnoliopsida; Fabales; Fabaceae
Product: Integrase-type DNA-binding superfamily protein
Biological process (GO): regulation of DNA-templated transcription
Molecular function (GO): DNA-binding transcription factor activity; DNA binding
Source: RefSeq, a predicted model, not a curated record
UACGUUCUCAUUCUAAUUUUCAACCCUCUCUUUCUCUCUCUACAAGACUUUCUCUGUCCACAACCAUCAUAGCAUUAUACCACCCCUUCCACCACCCUUCUCUCUUUUUGUACACAAGACACACACAUCACAACACAACACAAGAAAGAGGAGAGGGAGAAAAAUAAAAACAAAAACAAAACAAAAGGUGGUAGAUGCAUGAGCCACAACACAACACAACACACACAUUAUCUCAUACCACACUCACCACCUUGUAUUCCCCAAAAUUCCCAUAAUUCCCCUUCUCUUGCCUUUUGUCUCAGAUUUCUCACCACCCCACUUGCCUCCUCUCUUCUGUACUGCCACCUUGCCUCAUUUUUUUCAGGUACAUUUCCUGCUAAAUUCAAGGAAAAAGUUGGUAUUAUUGGAAGUUAAUCAUCGUGCUUUGAUGACUUGGUAAGAAAACUUGAACUAACAAUGGUAAGUUUGAGAAGGCGCAGACUUUUGGGACUAUGCUCAGGGAACAGUUCCUUUGUCACUCCACUUCCUCUAUAUUGUGAGAACCUAUCUGGUUUUGAAAACUCAACCCAGCAAGCAAAACCGAAGACUGAACAGCCUGGGCUUUCCGAUGAUGCCAGCAUCUUGGACAGUAACACCGUUGUGCAAGAAGAACCAGGAUCAUCAAAUGUUUCUGGUUCUAGCUCAUCAAAAGAGCAUCUUAUUCAACAAAUUACAGCAGGACCUCCUAUUAAACGCAGAAAGCGACAUAGAAGAAAGAAUUUGCACAAUCAAGAACCAUGCUUAAUGAGAGGUGUCUACUUCAAAAAUAUGAAGUGGCAAGCAGCAAUCAAAGUGGACAAGAAACAGAUCCACCUAGGGACUGUUGGGUCACAAGAAGAAGCUGCUCACUUAUAUGACAGGGCUGCUUUCAUGUGUGGGAGAGAGCCCAAUUUCGAGCUUCCCGAGGAUGAGAAGCGGGAACUUAGCAAAUUCAAAUGGGAUGAAUUCUUGGCCAUGACUCGACAAGCAAUCACACGCAAAAAACACAAGAGAAGGCUUAGUCCUGAACCGGGCAAUAGUCAUGAAAUGCUUCCACUGCCCAAAGAUGAUUGGGACAGUAAGCAAGGAGUGAGUGAAGAUGCAGAGCAGGAAACAUCAGUGUCUUGAAAAUUAUGAUUCUGGAAUAACCAAAGAGUGAAGAUGAAAAAACUUUAGUCCUAACACUUCAACUCUAUAUGCUAGAUUCAUUUUUAUUGUAGAAAAAUGCAGCAUUGUGUCAGACCUUGAUAGGAUUGACUAUUCUUAAGAUUAUAUGCAAAUUACAACACCUUAACCCAAUAAAGUGUUCAUCACAUGUUAGUCGUGUCAACUAUCAACUGUUGAAGUCAUUAUAAAAGUCCAUCAAACUAGUGCAAAAGUUUCUUCUUCCACUUGGUGGAAAUAAAUAUACUGUUCUUCA